AUGACUGACUGUGAAUUUGGAUAUGUUCACACACUGGCUCAGGACUACCUGCAGUACGUCCUACAAGUACCACAACCUGAAUUGGGUCCAAGCAAAACAUCCCGAGUGCUACAAAACGUGGCCUUCUCAGUCCAAAAAGAAGUUGAAAAGAAUCUGAAACCAUGCUUGGACCAUUUUGAUGUUGUGUCCAUAGAUACUGCUAGAACAAUAUUCAAUCAAGUGAUGGAAAAGGAAUUUGAAGAUGGCAUAAUUAACUGGGGAAGGAUUGUGACCAUAUUUGCAUUCGGAGGUAUUCUCAUCAAGAAGCUUCUACCAAAGCAAAUUGCCCUGGAUGUGGACACCUACGAGGAAAUUUCUUAUUUUGUUGCUGAGUUCAUAAUGAAUAACAUGGGAGAAUGGAUAAGGCAAAACGGAGGCUGGGAAAAUGGCUUUGUAAAGAAGUUUGAACCUAAAUCUCACUGGCUGACUCUUCUAGAAGUUACAGGAAAGGUCUGUGAAAUGUUAUCUCUACUGAAGCAAUACUGUUGA
Messenger RNA from Cynocephalus volans (Philippine flying lemur), 528 nucleotides. It is a transcript of the gene BCL2A1, whose product is annotated as BCL2 related protein A1. Gene Ontology annotation, molecular function: channel activity; protein homodimerization activity; protein heterodimerization activity. Gene Ontology annotation, cellular component: mitochondrial outer membrane. Gene Ontology annotation, biological process: intrinsic apoptotic signaling pathway in response to DNA damage; negative regulation of apoptotic process; extrinsic apoptotic signaling pathway in absence of ligand. The transcript has 2 exons. Bases 1 to 528 code for a protein of 175 amino acids. The record is from RefSeq and is a predicted model, not a curated record. NCBI's taxonomy places the organism in Eukaryota, Metazoa, Chordata, Mammalia, Dermoptera, Cynocephalidae.